AUGAGUAUGGACGCUGGCGGUCUUACUCAAAUGACCUACAACAACAACUUCAAUAAUGGCACUUCCCUCGGUGUCCCGGGCUCUGGCUUCGCUUCACGGGGGAAGGGCUCGCAUAUCAAGCGCUUGAGCGUGCCUCCCCAGGUCGCCACCAUUGAUGAGUCCCAGGCUUCUGCAUCCCUGCAAACUCCGCGCACGAGCCGUUCGCAUCUUCUGGCCGGGCUCCGAACUGCCCCUCGGUCUGCCACGAUCCCCUCGCAACACCAGCAGCAACACCAGCAACAGCGUGGUGGCAUGGAGAGCUGCCGAUAUGGGGGCUACACCAGCCGAGGCAACGAUCGUGUCCCACAAACUGCGACGGGAGCUGGAUUCCCGCAGCACGCAUACACCCAAAACCAUGGAAUGAACGCUCACCAUGCUCGUCCUGUGUACACUAUGCCGGAACAGGUGCUCGCACCUCCUACUCUUGACAUGGUUGGUGACAAUGGCGUCGAUGAGAACCUGUACGCCGAAUUGAUGUCGACCAACCUCUUUUUGGCCGCGCAGCAGCAGCGCCUGCAGCAACAGCUGAUCAACGUUACCGCAGCUGCUCAGCAAUUCCAGGGUCUCAACCUGGGAGGAAUGUCCCUUCCUCAGCAGCAACCCAUGUCUGCGCUUUCGAUGGGUGCUAGCAUGGGAUUCUAUCAGCAGCAGCUUCAACAGGGCGUGCAGCCGAUUGUUCAACCUGUUCCCGGACAGCCUGGCUGGUUCUCCGUCUACAACCCCCUCACCGGCCAACAGAGCUACAUCAUGGACAACAGUUUCCAGGAUGACAGCCUGACCCAUGGCUACGCUGAGAACUAUUCGUCUGGCCAACAGGUUCCCCAGUUCCGUGCUGAGAUCUCUCCACCAGCUGAGUCCGUUAUGUCGCCAGUGCAGACCUCUCAGCCGGUCUCUCCUCCCAGUGGUACACCUUCUCCUCCCACCGAGUCUUCUGCUUUCCGUCGCAACAACCGCAAGGGUGCAUUGUUCAACCCGACACUCAAGACUAACAUCGACACUGUCAAGGCGAACAUUGGAGCCGGGCCUCGCUCUGCUGUUCUUCCACCUACCCCGGCCACUGGGACUUUCGGUCCCGGACAGGCUCGUGCGGGUGAGCAUCCCAUUCGUCAGCCCCGUGGACCGCCUUCCCUUGAGGAUCUAGUGGCCAAGCCGACUUCUAAGCAUGAGGGAAGCAAGAACUUUGCAACUCGUCAGCGGCGCCGUGCUGUUCACAACCUGGUUCGCGCUGGAAUCGAGCGUCGAGGUGAUACUCGCAGCUUCGGAUACAGCAGCGGCGGUACCAACACUCCCGCCAGCGAGAAGGAAUUCACCUUCUCCGAUGGCGACGAUGCCACGGUGCGCAGUGGUAGCCUCUCCAGCAAGCCCAGCCUGGGCAGUCUUCGGGCUGCUGCCAACGGUGCUAUUGGAUCUGAGCGCAAGGAGAAGACCGGCCGGGACCGCAAGUCCCCCGACAGCCCCUACCACAGCGCCACCCCAACCAGUGAGGAUGGCUACUUUGGGUCAAAGUUCUCGGACACUAUCUCAUCGCCGGCGUCUGGUACUACCUCCCCCUCCGUUGCCGCUGUCGUUGCGGGACAGGGACAGGCUGCGCAGCCAACUGAACGGCGUAAGACACCAAUGCUUGUCUUGUCCAGUGCUGAAAAGCGCAAGACUCCUUUGAUGUAA
Penicillium subrubescens is the source of this 1704-nucleotide messenger RNA. RefSeq lists its product as uncharacterized. Bases 1 to 1704 code for a protein of 567 amino acids. The record is from RefSeq and is a predicted model, not a curated record. NCBI's taxonomy places the organism in Eukaryota, Fungi, Ascomycota, Eurotiomycetes, Eurotiales, Aspergillaceae. The transcript has a single exon.